CGCGCCUUGGGUGGAUGCCUACUCUUCGCUCCCUCCAUCCCCCUUCACUCGUAUCGUAUCCUGCCGCAUACCUCCUACUGACGUCGAGAGAUAUCCUCCAGCCCGUCACUCGGCCCGUCCACCAUGGCAGAUCAAUUUGCCAGGGCGGCUGGCUUUGCUGGAGAUGAGACCACCGAAGCUAGCAUGAUGCCCCCACCCCGCCGACUGCCAGACAUGACAGUCGAUGACUCACAAGCGACUGGCAUGCUCCCUCCACCCCUUCCUCAACAAACCCAAACUCGAGCUCAAAGACUGCCCUCACAAGUACUGCCACCAUCAGGGGACCGGGUCGUUUCCCGCGGCAAUGUCGAAAACCGAGGCACUGGCAGCGUUGCCGUUGCAAAUGGCAAGACAGGAUCAAUUCGAGUGCCUGCCUCUCGAGUCCCUCUACAACCUUCCAAUAGCCAGACUGGUAGUAGCAGCGCAGGCAGUCGCCCGAGCUCAGCUCAAGCUGUGACCGGCCGGAGCUCGCUAUCUGGCAGAGGUGCUGAUGAUGACUAUCCUCUGCCAGACGAGGAAGAGGAAGAGGACGGUGAUAGCAGCGAUGAGCUCUUCGACCGCCCCAAUCCCAACAUGACAGCUGCCAACGAGACCACAAUAGCCUCUGCCGACAAUAGCGAGUGGCAUAGACAUAAGAAGGAGCAUCAAGCUACCGCGGGCAUUGGCAUGAAGAACCUUCAGGCACGGAUCGGCGAGCUGACUCAGGAGAGGGAAGACCUCAAGAUCGAGGUGGACAUUCUGAGGAGAAAUUACCGCCCCGAUGAAAAUAUGGCCGAGCUGAUCCGCAUACGCCAGGAAAACAUCAGAGCAACCAAGUUCUCGCAGACCCUCAAGACUAUCGGACAGCAGCAGAGCAGCGCCAUCAAGCAGCUGAAGAAGGAGGUCAAUGCGCUCAAGAAGCAGCAGGCCGGAGGAGGUGAUCCGGCAAUGGGAAAAAGACUGGCUGAGAUGGAGGAUGCAGUCACACUCCUGAAUCAGCAACGGGAAGACGAGGAAGCCGCAAGGCGAGCGGCCGAGGCCGAGGCUCAAAGACGCAAAGAGGACUUUGAGAAGCUCGAGCAAGAGCACAAUGCCUUGUUGGACAAAUUUGACGACGUGGAUCGUCAGAGGGAGGACAUGGAAGCAGAGGUGUACAAAAUGGAAAAGGAGAGAGACGAGGCGAUUGAGGAGCGGAGCCGUUGGCAGCAGCAGGCGGAAGAUGUUGAGGCUCGGGUAGGAGAGCUCGAGCAGGAGGCGAAGGAACGCGAUGAGCAUUCCAGUGCGCAGCGUGAUCUUGGUCACCAGGAAGAUCUUCAGAAGCUCGAAGAGGAGCUCGAGAGCCGCAACGAUGAGCUACAGAGGACACAACAGGAGCUACAAGAAGUUCGCGGCCAAUUGGAAACCACCAUCUCAGAGGCCGCCGUCUUCAAGGGCGAAGUCGAAGCUGAACGUGCCGCUGAAGAGGAAACAUACAAUGAGCUCCGUGAUCAGCUGUCAGCUAAGACCAAUGAGUUGCUGCAGCUAGAAGAAGAGCAUGAGCAGCUGCUUUCAGCUCACAAGGCCGACGAAGAAGAGUUCGCCGAUCUCGAGAAUAGAUUCGAUGAACUCCAGCGAAUCGUGGAAGAGAAAGAGAAGGAAAUCCUGGACUGCAAUCAGGAUAUUGCCCGGCUCAGCGAGACCAAUCGCCGCUUGGAAGAAGAGCAGGAGAUGAGCAUGGCCGAUGCUAACGAGGCUGAUGCUGUCCGCGCACAAGUCGAAGAGGACAUGGAGGCUCAGAAAGAGCACUACGAAAUGAAGAUGGAAGGUCUCAAAGGCCGACUAGCCGAUGCGGCUGCUGAGCUGGCCGAUGCUCAUGAGCGCAUCGGUAUCGCUGAAGAAGACGUUGAAGCCCUCAAGGCCAAAGUCGAGCAGUACCGCGAGAGGAUGAAAGUGCGUAACCAGGAGCUCGAGGAGGCAGUCUCCACUAAUGCCAAACUUGACGAGAAGGUGCAAGAUCUUCUCGCAGAUCUCAAGGAUGAGGAGAGGAAUCGUGAGCUCGAUGCAAGCGACUGGGAGAAGAGGAUGGGCGAUCUUGAGGACGAUCUGAGACGCGUCAUUGACGAAAAGGAGGACGCCCUCGCUGGAGCGGAAGACGACAUCACCUCCCUUCAGCAGACUCUCAAGGAUCGCGACGCUGACCUACAAGCACUUCAGAAAGCUCUGAGGGCCAAGGAGUCAGAGGUUGGCCAGACAGACAGGACCUCCUCCGCUGAGCGGCAUUCUCUGCAGCUGGAGAUUGACCGACUGAGGCGGGACUUGAGCCGAUGCGAAGGCGAUCUCGCUCGCACUCGCGAAGAGCUGGACAGGAAGGACGAGCUUCUCCGAGAGCGAACGAGUCAGAUGAACAAGGUCUACGGCGAGAGCUCCGACAAUGCCGCGAAGCUUGCGUCGGAGACGCAGAGGAGGCUCGGCCUGGAGGAGAGGAUCGCUACACUCAAGCAGUCCCUCCGCGAUACCGAGCAAGCGCUGGACGCAGCCCAAGCUCGAGCAGACGAUCUCGAGAGGCAGAGGACGGAUGAAGACACCUCUAUUGCCCAGAUCGAGGGUUCCAGCAAGCGUCAGAUCCUUGAGCGCAAUCAGCUCUUGGUUCUCGUAGCGCAGCACAUGGCCAAGAUUCUCUCCAACGACGAGGGCCCACCGGCCUCUCGCAAUAAGCUGAAGGAUACAGAUCCCAAGCCUUCUACAGACUUCGGAGCCUUCCAUGGUCUUCUUACUGACCGCAUUCGCAAGUUGGCGGAGCUCAAGCUGGCCUUUGAGAGGCGCGCCGCAAAGAUGCAAGGCUCCUUCACCGAGUCUUUUGCCAAUGUCAAGAAGCAACAAGACUCUCGUGGUCGACAGCUCGAGAGGCUUGAGCACUCUCUGAAGACUGCUGCUGAGAAGCAAGCUCAGUGGCGCUCCAGGGUUGUCGCGAAGCAGAACGAAUUGGAAUCGGCCAAGGGCACCAUCUCAGAGCUGCAAUCGCAGAUCUCAUCCCUCAAGACCCGCUCUUCCCUCGCCUCGCCAGGGGACAACAACAAGCUCACCAGUCUGACUAGUCGGGCAAACCUAGCCGAGAAGAAGAUGCAGGGUGCGCUACGAGAUGUGCAAAUGGCCGAAGAGAGGUUGAGUGAGGCCAAGAGCAAGUAUGCAGAGGGGGAGAAUAAGUGGAUGGCUCGUAUUAGGGAGUUGGAAGCGAGGUGCAAGGCUGCUGAGGAGAAGGUCAAGAGGGAGAGACAGGGUGCCAAGGAGCGCGUGGCGGAGCAGCAAGAACAGAGAAGGAAACUCGAGGCAGACGUUGCAGCUGCCAAACAACGGCAGAAGGUCGUCGACGAACUCCAAGCCGAAUUGGAGAAGAUCGACUAGGCCUCGCCGACGUUUCCGCCUCCCAUUUCCGCCUCUUAUUUGCCUUCUCUCUGUCUCCUUGCGUCAUCUUUCGUCCUUUGAUACCCUAGCUGCUUCAAGUCAUGCGAGGCUCGUCCAUUUUCUGUUCUCAGCAUCCAAGCCUGCGUUGCUCUGUUUCUGUCUUUGAUUUUCCCUUGUAAUAUACUGUCGCCUUGUCUCUUUCAAUCUGGUAUCGACGUAGCGGCUGCUGCC
Molecule: messenger RNA, 3630 nt
Organism: Microstroma glucosiphilum
Lineage: Eukaryota; Fungi; Basidiomycota; Exobasidiomycetes; Microstromatales; Microstromataceae
Exons: 6
Coding region: 124-3399 (1091 amino acids)
Source: RefSeq, a predicted model, not a curated record